Cynara cardunculus var. scolymus (artichoke) is the source of this 1827-nucleotide messenger RNA. RefSeq names its product probable inactive receptor kinase At2g26730. Gene Ontology annotation, biological process: protein phosphorylation. Bases 1 to 1827 code for a protein of 608 amino acids. Gene Ontology annotation, molecular function: protein binding; ATP binding; protein kinase activity. The transcript is spliced from 2 exons. NCBI's taxonomy places the organism in Eukaryota, Viridiplantae, Streptophyta, Magnoliopsida, Asterales, Asteraceae. The record is from RefSeq and is a predicted model, not a curated record.
AUGGAUCGAAUUCGAUCCAUUUUCUGGGCGGUUUUCGUGUUCGUUUUACUUCUAUUUUCACCGGCAAAAACCGAAGACGAAGGUGUAAUUACGGCAUUGCUCGCUUUCAUGGAUAAACUCGCUCCAGGAGGUGCCCAAAUCACCCCGAAUUGGGGAUGGAAUGCUUCAUCGGAUCCUUGCACCAGUAAAUGGGUCGGGAUUACUUGCGACAGAGACAACAAAACCGUGAAAAAAAUAGUCCUCGAGCGGCUUAAUCUAUCGGGAACUCUCGAUGUUGGAUCGGUAUGCAAGGUGAGUAACCUUCUUGUACUGAGUCUGAGCUUCAACAAUGUCACCGGAAACGUGCAGCCGGAAAUAUCGAAUUGUGUACGGCUUACUCACUUGUACCUAAGUGGGAAUCGGUUUUCCGGCGAUCUUCCUGAUUCUCUUGCAGAAUUGCCGAAUGUGAAAAGGGUUGUUGUAUCAAACAACGGGUUCGCCGGUGAGUUGCCGGAUUUUUCAGGAACCACAGGCUUGUUAACGUUCUUAGCUCAGAACAAUCGGUUUACAGGGCAGAUACCGGGAUUCAAUUACCGCCAACUUGAAGACUUCAGCGUAGCCAAUAACGAUUUAAGCGGUCCGAUUCCCGACGACACGGGUCGUUUCGACGCCAGCAGCUUCGCCGGAAACCCGCAGUUAUGCGGGAAACAGUUACCGGUAACAUGUCCAUUGAAGAAGAAGAAACACAAGUCAAAGCUGCGGGAUUUUCUCAUUUACUCCGGAUACGUGAUCCUCGGAUUCGUAGUCGUGGUUCUGAUCGCGUUGUUAUUACUCAAGAAAAAGAAGCAGCGACAUGAAGACGUAAAGAUCGACCCAUCAACGAAGAAAUCCCCAGAAAGCGGGGGUUCAAGCGGCUCGAGAAACAGUCGGGCAAGAUCAGAGUUCUCGAUAACGUCGGUUGAAAGCGGAGGGAUUUCGUCUUCGAUGGUUGUUUUGUCGAGUCCGGUGGUGAAUGGGCUUCGGUUCGAAGAUCUGCUUAAAGCUCCAGCUGAAUUGAUUGGAAGAGGUAAGCAUGGAAGUCUGUAUAGAGUGAAGCCAGAUGGUGGUGUUGGUCUGGUGGUGAAAAGGAUCAAAGAUUGGAAGAUUUCAAGGGAUGAAUUCAAGAAAAGGAUGCAGAAAAUUGAUCAAAUAAAGCACCCAAAUGUGCUACCACUUGUUGCAUACUACUCUUCUAAACAAGAAAAGCUUCUUGUAUAUGAGUUUCAGCUGAAUGGGAGUCUGUUUGGGCUUCUUCAUGGGUCUCAAAACGGGCAGAUGUUCGAUUGGGGUGGCAGACUAAGCGUCGCAUCUAGCAUAGCAGCAGCAUUGGCAUUCAUGCACCAGGAGCUUCAAGCCGAUUUGAUCCCCCAUGGAAACUUGAAGUCAUCGAACAUCUUGCUCAAGAACAACAUGGAGCCCUGUUUGAGCGAGUAUGGGCUAAUGGCGAGAGACCAUCAGGACCCCAACCAAACCAACAACCACACCACAAUCACCACCUUCAAGGCCGAUGUGUAUGCGUUUGGUGUGAUCCUCCUCGAGUUGUUGACGGGGAAGCCGGUCCAGGACGAUGGGUCUGGUUUGAUCAAGUGGGUGAGCUCCGUGGUCCAAGAAGAAUGGACGGUUGAAGUGUUUGAUAAGGCGUUGAUAGUCGAAGGUGCUAGCGAAGAGAGGAUGGUGGGGUUAUUGCAGGUGGCGUUAAAGUGCAUAAAUGCUUCACCGGAGUUGAGACCGACGAUGGGUCAGGUGGUGACGAUAAUAUCAUCGUUAAAGGAAGAAGAAGAGCAAUCCAUGACCUCUUCCGAUCCAUAA